AUGGCACAGGCUGCAGGUCUUCUGGAUCAGGACCAGUUGAGCUGUGCGAUCUGUCUGGAUCUACUGAAGGAUCCGGUGGCUAUUCCCUGUGGACACAGUUACUGUAUGGGCUGUAUUAAGGUCUACUGGGGUCAGGGUGAUCAUACCAGUGUCUACAGCUGUCCCCAGUGCAGAGAGACCUUCACCCCAAGGCCUGUUUUAAGAAAAAACACCAUGCUGGCUGAAGUGGUGGAGAAACUGAAGAAGACAGGACUCCAAGCUGCUCCUCCUGCUCACUGUUACGCUGGACCUGGAGACGUGGCGUGUGAUGUCUGCACUGGGAGAAAGCGCAAAGCCGUCAAGUCCUGUCUGGUGUGUCUGGCCUCUUACUGUGAAACUCACCUCCAGCCUCACUAUGAAUCUCCUGCCUUUAAGAAGCACAAACUGGUCAAAGCCACUGGAAACCUGCAGGAGAAGAUCUGCUCAUAUCAUGACAAACCUCUGGAAAUUUACUGUGGAACCGAUUAUCAGUUUAUCUGUUAUCUGUGUACAAUAGAGGAUCACAGAGGCCAUGUUACAGUCUCUGUGGCAACAGCAAGAACAGAGAAACAAAAGCAGCUGGGGGCGACACAGAGUAAAUUCCAGCAGAGAAUCCAGGAGAGAGAGAAGGAGCUGCAGGAUCUGAGACAGGCUAUGCAGUCACUCAAGAGCUCUGCACAGACAGCAGUGAAGGACAGUGAGAGGAUCUUUACUGAGAUGAUCCGCUCCAUUGAGAGAAGGUGCUCUCAGGUGAAAGAGCUGAUCAGAGAUCAGGAGAAGGCUGAAGUGAGUCGGGCUGAAGGACUCCUGGAGCGACUGGAGCAGGAGAUUGCUGAGUUGAGGAGGAGAGAUGCUGAGCUGGAGCAGCUUUCACACACAGAGGAUCACAUCCAUUUCCUCCAGAGCUCUAAGUCUCUCUGUGUCCCUCCUGGACCUGGAGACUUACCCAGCAUCACUGUCAGUCCACACGUCUCUUUUGAGGCUGUGAGGAAAUGUGUCUCUGAGCUGAAAGAGCGACUGGAGGACGUCUGCAAGGGGGAAAUGUCUAAGAUCUCCAGGGCAGGCAGAGCAGUGGGUGUUCAUGGCUGCUUUACUGAAGGGGAGACCUGUCCCCUCUGCAUGGAGCCCUUUCAGAAGAAGCAGAGGCUGAUGUGUACCCAUGCCAUCUGUGCAGCCUGUCUGGAGAGAUCUGUAGAAAGACUGGGUCUCCAGUGUCCAGUGUGUCAACAAGCACUCAGAGUGCUGGGAGACCAGCCAGAGGGACAGAUGACACAUUUGACAAUCUCUACGUUUCUCAUUAUUGCAUACAAUAUUCCUGAUGGAAUACAGACAAGGGGAUGCAAGUCUCUGAAAACCUGAGGGCUCAUUUUCCUCUGCGCCUGCUUUCAGUCCCACAUCUUAAGAUUUUGUUGACGAAUCCUGGAGUUGAUCCUGUGCUUUCUGAAGGGAAGAUUCCAGUGUAGUUUUCAGCCACUGUGUCGUCGUCUUCAACGUCUGAAACCCUUCACUCGACCUCACCCAUUCUUUGUAUAAGUGUGUCCAUUUUAUUGGAGAUUUCAGAGAUUGGAGCAGAUCUAGUCUGUAUUUUUGAGUCCAACAGUUUUUGAAAAGAU
Conger conger (European conger) is the source of this 1631-nucleotide messenger RNA. RefSeq names its product E3 ubiquitin/ISG15 ligase TRIM25-like. Gene Ontology annotation, molecular function: zinc ion binding. The record is from RefSeq and is a predicted model, not a curated record. NCBI's taxonomy places the organism in Eukaryota, Metazoa, Chordata, Actinopteri, Anguilliformes, Congridae. The transcript has 5 exons. Bases 1 to 1377 code for a protein of 458 amino acids.